Drosophila grimshawi is the source of this 1450-nucleotide messenger RNA. RefSeq names its product phosrestin-1 (gene Arr2). Gene Ontology annotation, cellular component: cytoplasm. Gene Ontology annotation, biological process: G protein-coupled receptor internalization; signal transduction. The transcript has 3 exons. Bases 203 to 1408 code for a protein of 401 amino acids. Gene Ontology annotation, molecular function: G protein-coupled receptor binding. The record is from RefSeq and is a predicted model, not a curated record. Lineage: Eukaryota; Metazoa; Arthropoda; Insecta; Diptera; Drosophilidae.
CAUUUAGUGGUCGACGCAGUGAAACCCCACGGACAUGGCCAACACAAAGGUAUAUAAGCAGGUCGUCCAGCACGGCCCUGUCGCAUUUUCCGCUAUCAACGAAGAACUGCAGAACGUUUAAAUCCAAGCUCCGGGCGCAAAAGAAAAUAAAUAAAUAUAAAGAAACUUAACUUAGUUAUAUUAAAGAAGUUCAUCCCUCAAGAUGGUUGUCUCCGUGAAGGUCUUCAAGAAGGCGACACCCAACGGCAAGGUUACCUUCUAUCUGGGCCGUCGUGACUUCAUUGAUCACUUGGAUUACUGUGAUCCCGUCGAUGGCGUUAUCGUUGUGGAGCCGGAUUAUCUGAAGAAUCGCAAAGUAUUUGGCCAAUUGGCCACCACCUAUCGUUAUGGUCGUGAGGAGGAUGAGGUUAUGGGUGUCAAGUUCUCCAAGGAGCUCAUCCUGUCGAGGGAUCAAAUUGUGCCCAUGACCAACAACAACAUGGAAAUGACCCCAAUGCAGGAGAAACUAGUGCGCAAAUUGGGCAGCCAUGCGCAUCCAUUCACCUUCCACUUCCCACCCAAUUCACCCAGCUCCGUGACGCUGCAGCAGGAGGGCGAUGAUAACGGCAAGCCUUUGGGCGUGGAGUACACCAUUCGUGCCUAUGUCGCUGACUCCGAGGAUGAUCGUCAGCACAAGCGCAGCAUGGUCAGUCUGGUGAUCAAGAAGCUUCAAUAUGCACCACUGAAUCGCGGACAACGCUUGCCCAGCUCGCUUGUCAGCAAGGGGUUCACCUUCUCCAACGGCAAGAUCAGUUUGGAGGUUACUCUUGACAGGGAGAUCUACUAUCAUGGCGAGAAAGUGGCUGCCACCGUGCAGGUGUCGAAUAAUUCGAAGAAGUCGGUGAAGAGCAUCAAGUGCUUCAUUGUGCAGCACACCGAGAUCACCAUGGUGAAUGCACAGUUCAGCAAGCAUGUCGCACAGCUGGAAACCAAAGAGGGUUGCCCCAUCACACCGGGUGCCAAUCUGACCAAGACCUUCUAUCUGAUUCCGCUGGCAGCCAACAACAAGGAUCGUCAUGGCAUUGCACUCGAUGGCCAUCUGAAGGAUGAGGAUGUCAACUUGGCCUCCUCGACCAUGGUGCAGGAGGGCAAGAACACGGGCGAUGCCUGCGGUAUUGUCAUCUCGUACUCGGUGCGCAUCAAGUUGAACUGCGGCACGCUGGGCGGUGAGAUGCAAACGGAUGUGCCCUUCAAGCUGCUGCAACCAGCACCUGGCACCAUUGAGAAGAAGCGUUCGAAUGCCAUGAAGAAGAUGAAGUCCAUUGAGCAGCAUCGCAAUGUCAAGGGCUAUUACCAGGAUGACGAUGAUAACAUUGUAUUCGAGGACUUUGCCAAGAUGCGCAUGAACAAUGUCAACAUGGCUGAUUAGAACGAAACUCAUUGACAAACAACAACAACAACAACAAAAACA